Molecule: messenger RNA, 9435 nt
Organism: Xyrauchen texanus (razorback sucker)
Lineage: Eukaryota; Metazoa; Chordata; Actinopteri; Cypriniformes; Catostomidae
Product: UPF0606 protein KIAA1549L-like
Exons: 22
Coding region: 276-4409 (1377 amino acids)
Source: RefSeq, a predicted model, not a curated record
CACUUUUUCACAAAACAGCUUCGGUGAACAACUAAACAAAGGACUACGUGCAAUCCUUUCGAUAUUUUAGCCAGUACGAGGAGUUAAACCGAGAGACAGAUAACCCGUCAGAGAUGCAAAUCGUUCUCGCAUCCCCGGUGUCGCAGCGAUGGGUAGACUGUGGGCAUUUCCACGAAUGCAGCUCUCCACUGACCACUUCACGUCCCAUUGACUCACGGAUCUGAACAGAUGUCCGGUCCGGAAUCGAGACCGCUCCACCUUCCCUGGAUACACAAAUGUCUCGCGGUGUAGAGGGAAGCUGGCGAGAUUUACACAGAUUGAGCCGCAGCGUCUCGCGCGCCGGAGAGAGGAUGAGAGGAUGCUCGCGAGAUACGGCCGGAGGAAUGCGGAGCACCAAACUCUCGUUUUUAGCAAUAUUCCUACUUCUGUUACCAAGUGCGCAGGCUUCCGAGGAUUACCUGAAUCAUGAGGACUCUGGGUCGGCAGGACCAUUUCUGGAUGUGGCCACCUCACCAUCCUCAGCUCAUCUUUUGGGCGGCUUCAUCAUUACAGACAAGAGCGCAGUGUCAGACAUCCAAUCAAAUCUCACAGGCUUAUCAAAGGGCAACAGAGAACAGCCUGCGUUUUCCUCGAUACUUACUUUACUGGCCAGCACAGCUCAAAAACCUCCUGAACUUCUGCCAUCAAAAGCCACUCCUGAGAGUCCCGUUACAAGAGUCAAAGAAACUCACCAAUGGCCUUCAAACGUAUCUUUAGAGAGACUGGAGUCGUCAUUCACCUUUCCAUCUUCUUCCGAACUGGUCAGCAACCACUCUUCCAACUCAGAGUCUGAGUGGAUAUCUGAACUAGUGUCAUCUGAGUCUACAUCCAAAGCUGCUGACCCUCACCAUAAAGCCAAUGAUUCCAACAUCUAUUCAUCUGAGCAAAGAAACACUGCUAAACCCAACAAAACUUCUGCCAAAACUGUGUACACACAACGAGAACGAGCAGAGGUCACGACUUUUACUGUAUCUCAACCUACAAUGUUUACCAGCAAUACUGUUACCACGACCACAACCAGCACCCCAACUACUACAACCACAGAGCUGACCAGCACUACCCAUUUAACCAGUGCUAAACGAAACAGUAAAACAAUUACAACAACUAUCAAAACAACAACCCCACUCCAAGAAUCAUCAAGAACAACACGUAGAAUGCUGUCCCCCUCAACCUCAAAAAGUGCUAAGUCCACUCUAUCAAGAAGCACUUUAGGCCCUCUAAGACCUGCUGCCACUGAAGCAACGUUGCUCAUGUGUAACAUCACUGACAGGAUGUGGAUUAAGACAGUGCUGUCCAUACAGUUACGGAGGAGUCGUCUAGAAAGCAUUUUGAAGCAGAAUCUCCCUAGAGGACUCACUCAAGCACUGAAGAAGGCCUUGAAUGAUAGCAGCGUUCAGGCUAAGAUUGAGAGCAUCUCCAGCGCUCCUAAUGUGACGGUUGGUUACUAUGUGAUGGGUGGAGGGAUAGUGUACACUGCCUCAGUGGUGGUAGAGGCUGUGACUGUCUACGGUAUUGAGAGAUUGAUGGCGGACAUCCGGCAGUUUGUGCCAUUGGUGCAGGCCAUACCCAUCCCAGCUGCCCCCUGGAGAUCCAGCCCUGCCAUCUCACUCAUGCUGAAGACAGUUCUGAGGUUUGUUGGUGGGGGUGAUGACCUUAGGUCCUGUAGAUUUGCUCAGAUGAUGGAGCAGAGACUGGAGAAUGCUUUCGCUGAAGCAGAGGUCAUUGUGCUCAACUCACACAACGCUCUCACUGUUCAGAUCUUGAGUGUAUCUCAGUCUUUGGGUUCUCCUGCUGUAUCUCUCAUAUAUGUGGUGCAUAAUGGAAGUGUCAUUCUAAAUGGAAUAACAGCAAGUAACCUCCUUAGCCGCUUGACUGCUGAACUUGUGGGCUACUUCCUGUUUUACCCUCCACUGAUCACUGCUGAGCCGCUGGAAUACCACAACCUCAACACUUCUAUAGCAACCAGGCCCUUUUGGGUGAUCACAGUGGUUCAGGAUGUGGAGAACUCGUCUCUUGAGGGACAGUACCAGAGCUUUGCCAGUCUGAUGGAGGAGCGUUUCGCAGAGCUCUUUAUGGUGGCCCAUCAGCAGGGCGUUCGCUUUAAACGGGCAACAACAGUGGGCAGUUACACCGUCCAGAUGGUGAGCAUCAGGCGUGUGCAUGGUCCAAAAAACCCAGCUGAGAUGACUUAUUACGUCCAGCAGAAUGGGACCCCACUACUCGGCACAUCCGCAGCCAAACUCCUCAACACAGUGGAUUCACAGACUAUGGCGCUCACGCUGGGAUUUUUUGUCCAACUGCAGGCUGAAGCUGUGGUGAAGAAUCCACCCAACAACCUGUGGAUCAUCGCUGCGGUGCUGGCGCCCAUCGCUGUCGUAACCCUUAUCAUCAUCAUCAUCACCACGGUGAUGUGUCAUAAAAACAAGAGCGAGUUGAAAAGUGACCCCAUUGGUAGCUUCAACCCCAGAGUCAAGACUGCUUACUGGAGAGACGUUGGGUAUUACCCUCAGCCUGUUCAGGGGUUUGACUAUGCCAAGCAGCACCUGGGUCAGCAUGGUGGUGAUGAAGAGUCCCUCCCGGUUACCCAGGGCACAAUGAUCCUGCCCCACCCAAUUCGAGAUGCCCCACUGUCCUUAGACAAGACUGUACGUCAAGAUGUGUCCGCCUCAAAAAAGAGAUUGACCAGUCAGAUAAGGAAAAGUAAGGUACCGAGUGAGGAUGGCUCUGUCAUCAGCAGUGAAUCAGUGAAGGGGGUCUCGGGCAAGAGCUUGAGUGUGCAAAAAGCCAGAGCGCAGCAGAAACCCAUGAGGGAGGAGACAAGGAAGAGUAAUGAUCAGUAUGAUAGUUCCUCAGGAUCACUUCAACUUAUUUCCAUAAAACCAAUGGCCGCCCCAUCCACCUACUCGCACCCUGCAUCCUCCGACCGCAGUCAGGACUCUGCCAUACUCAAUGGAGAGGUGAAUUUGGCUCUGAAACAGAAGUCUGACAUCGAGCACUACAGGAAUAAGCUCCGGCUGAAGGCCAAGAGGAAGGGUUACUAUGACUUCCCUUCUGCUGAGGGGAGAGGCAGCACCAAAGACCUGAGUGAGCAACACAAAUACAGCCACAGCAGGCCUCCAGAACCUCACAGCAAAGCACAAGAACCUGAAGACGACAGGGGAUCCACAUAUGUGAAGCACAGCAGGAGAGGUUCUCAGGUGAGGCAGCAACUCACUCAUCGCAGUAGACAGUCCCUCAACAGUCCAAGUCCUGGGGAAACUGAAAUGGAUCUUCUGGUCAUGAGAGAGAGACCCAGAAAGGGGAUCCGCAACAGUGGCUAUGAUACCGAGCCAGAGAUUAUCGAAGAGACUGACGUGGACCGACAGGCGGGCCGUCAUUAUUACGGUUGUGCCCGUCGAAUCAAAGGUCAAUCUGAGGCGUCGACGUUGAGCUCUCAGCCCUCCAUAGAUGAAGUCCGGCAGCAGAUGCAUCUUCUACUGGAGGAAGCCUUCAGUCUGGCUUCUGCUGGACACUCCAGCUCCACCAGACACCACCGCCUUCAUCAGCAUCCUCCACUAGGACCGUACUGCCUGGGGACGGUCAUCCCAUACUCAGAGGUGGUGACCAGCGCACCAGGCACCUCGAUUCGAGGGCAGAGGGGUGUGCAGUGGGUGCCAGCCUAUAGACCGGACCCUUACCAGUACAGUCUGGCCAAACAGGCUUUCAGGUUCACUCAGCUGCCAGAUAUGGCUCUCGGAUCACCACCACCACCGAUCCCACCGAGAACGGGCCCUCCACCUGAGACAUCACUGAGACGGUCAUCAUCUGAUCUUGGUCCAAAAGGUCACUACCCUGAGUCAUCAGUGCAGAGUCAGCAUGACAGUGCCCCCUAUAUGCCAAACAUCAGAGCACCAUUCCUGCCGGUCACUACAGAGCCCAUUUCCAACCCCUCAGGAAAUCCCAUGACAGCAGUGUAUGCCAUCCCAGCCACUCGCCCUGGAUACACGGGCUGCUUCCUCUCCACACCGCCUUCAUCCUAUCACAGCCCAUCUUGGAUGUCCUACCCGCCUGAGCCCGAGGAUGUGCCUCCUCAGUGGGCCGAAUCUAUGCCCUUACCAGGCUACGCAGAGGCCUUUCCUCAUCCCCACUAUCCUCAGGGCAGCCCGCUACUGUGGCACCACAGCCAGGCCACGUCUGCUCAGGGCGGUCCAGACCACCGGCCCACCUCAUCCACAGCAGCGUCCCAGCAGAGUCUAACUGAGCGUGGGGAUCCGAUCAGCUCUGACACCCCUCUCAGCAGUCUUUCCACCUCAGCCCUGGUCCAAGCCAUCCGCGAUGAGGUGGCCAAACUGGCCAAGAAGCAAGCAGACAUGUUUGAGUUCCAGGUGUAGAGCUUCCCUGCUGAAACAAACAUUAGCUGGCUUGCUGGUAUUAGCUGGUUUAAGAUGGUAUCCAGCCUGUUCAAGCUUGUGCUCAGGUGGAUUAGCUGGUCUCCCAUCCUGACAGCUAAAAAGCACUCAAAAACCCUCUAAAACCAGCCUUACCAGUAUGGGAGACCAGCUAAGACCAGCUAACCAGCUUAGAUGUAUUUUUGUGUUAUUUCAUAAGGGUUUGCGGUGGUUUAUUGAACCAGCUGCACUGAGACGAGACUCAUUAAUGCAGUUAUGACUUCUGUAUAGAUUAGACUCCUGAUUAUAUUUAACUGGAUACUUUAAUUUAUUCAAUUUCAUUUUGUCUGCUGUUUAUUAAGGUUUUGUGUGCUUCUUUUUGUAUGUAUCAUUGUAGUAUAACAUUAAUAUUUAAUUCAAGUUUUCAAUUGGACAAGAGGAAAGUCUACACGGUUUAUCCAUUUUAACUGUGUGUUUCCUUUGUAGAAAUGUCAGAAAUAACUCAAAUUGGCUUGAAAAAGUAUCCGGCUCCCGAGUCCCCGUGCUCAUUAAAUCAGUACCACCAGGGAGAGCUAUGUUAAGAAAAACUUAAGUUCAUAAACAAAGGUAAAUUUUAUUUCAUAAAACAAAGGUAAAUACGUUCACAUUUACAUAAAUACUCAUUUAUAUCCAUUAAUCCAUUCAAUAGUACUAAGCCCCUAUGGGAAACGGUGGUGGAAAAAAAUUAGUAGGGAGGGAAAUAAUGAUCAAUGCUUUUGCGUUUGCUCACAAAACUUUUGCGUUUGCCUGCUCUCACAAUACAAAGACAAUAAUGUCUUUGCAAGAGACUCAUGCUUUUAGAUAUGUAUUCCCACAACUGAAUGCUCUGCGGUCUAUACUGUUUGUGGAAUUACUGUCAUGUAAGAAGAGUGAGAAGAUACAGCGUCUCAUUCUGCAUUGUGUCAUUACACCAGCAGGUGGCGAAAAGUCAUAAAAGUCAACACAGUCUAAAUGUAAAUGGUAAAAUAAUAGUGGUCAUUUAGUUAAAAACACUAACACUAUGUUCCAAAUGGCAUAAAUGAUGGGUGUGACACAAUCCGCUCCCUAGUUCAGCAGUCAGGAGGACACUGGUCAGGGAGUCGGCCAUUUCUAGGGCUGUCCCAAUCACAAAAUUGUUCCAGUGCUCUGAAAUAUUUGCUCCCUGAAAACUCCCAGAAUGCACAGUUAAAACCAGGGAACAUCUUUGUUAUCUUGUGCUAUGUUCCCUUACCGUAACCGUCGUCAUUUCUUCUGAAGUCUUUCAAGUCGUUACAGGACAAGCGCAAGUGCAAAUAUAUGAUGCCAAUGCCUUUUCCUCUUUAAAAGACAAUUGUCUUACUAUUGGAGUCGUGAGUUCGAAUCCAGAGCGUGCUGAUUGACUCCAGUCAGGCUUCCUAAGCAACCAAUUGGCCGGUUGCUAAGGUUGGUAAAGUCACAUUGGGAUAACUUCCUCAUGGUCACUAUAAUAUGGUUCACUCACGGUUGAGCAUGUGGUGAGUUGUGAGUUGUGCGCGGAUGCUGCAGAGGAUAGCAUGAGCCUCCACGGUAAGGCACUCAAUAAGCCACCGGGUAAGAUGCACGGAUUGAUUGUCUCAGACAGGAUCGAGGUGAGUCACUAUGCCACCACAAGGACCUAGUGCGCGUUGGGAAUUGAGCAUUCCAAAUUGGGGAGAAACGGGCAGAAAACACUCCUUUGUAAUUAAUUUCUUCAUUUAUUUUUCAAAAUGUCACUGUAUGUUUUAAUAUCUACCUUAAAAAACACACUCACAACAUUGUCAUUUAUAAAGUGAUCUUGCUGAUUAAUAACAGCUGCACUUGAAUGAGCUCGACCUUGUUAUCGUGAUGCAGGUGAUUGAGUCAUAAAUGUCUCGAUGUUCAGUGGACUGAGUUUGUGUUCACGAUAUACUGAUUCACAACAAAGGGAGCUCAGGAGUGGAUUGAGACACGGGGUGUCUUCACAGCACACUUUAAAGAGAGAACAUUCAUAGUAGCGAUGCUCCAGUGUUGUUGGACAUGAGUUCCAGCACAUUUUAGGCCUUAUGGAGAGGGAAACACCACCAUCACCACCACAAUAAUAAGAAUAUACAGUUACCAUGUUUACAUCAUGUUCAUUAUGGUCAGUACUAUUUAAUGGAUUUAUGGAUAUGAAUGUGUAUUAUUUUUGUGAACAUUUAUGUAAAUUUAAAUGUAUUUAUGAUUUCAGAAUAUUUCUUUUUAAAAUGCACUAUUCAUAAUCCUCCAAAAUUGCUUGAAAUAAAAUGGUCAUAACAUCCACUAGCAAAGCUGGUAUGGUAAUUAUUCACAGUCAUAAAUUGCAACAAUAUCAAAACAAGCAAUAUCAGUCAUUUUCUUUGUGUGUGAAAUGACGUCUACACCAGACGUGACCAGAAAUGUUGUGUUGACUUGAGUUUGUCUACCGAGGUGUUCUAAUAUACCUGGAGUUCUCUAUCCAUUAGCAUUUCCAUUCAUUGCAGUUGCUCUUCUGGUUCUUGCAGCCAUGGAAGUGUGUGACACUGAUGCUGCACAUGCUGCCUUGUUUGCCACAUAGAAAUUAGUUUUUUUGAGUCAGCGUUAUACCCCAGUGCAAAUAGUGUCAGAUAAUAUUUGCACCCGUAUUUAAAUACUAACACAACAUUAACCCCUACCACUAAACCUAACUCUAACUUUCCCUUAGAAAAAUAUAACCUUGGUGUUACUACAGUAGCCAUAGUUUCACCAAGGUAUUUUGUUGUAAUUUUACAGUAACCACAAAAUUACCAUAGUUAUAUGAUCACCAUUUUACUGUAGUAACACCAUGGUUAUUUGCAUUAAAUCUAUGGUUUCAGCCAAAAAACAUGGUUACUACAAUAUUACUAUAGUAAUACACACAAUCUUUAAUGGCUGCCAAUGGAGAAACGGGCUGAUUUCGGAUUGGCGUACUACAAUACUACUCUUUCUAUUUUUACCAUAGCUACACAGAUCCGACAGAAAUAGCAAGAGUAUUACGGCAGUAUGUAGAUCCGACCUCAGACAUAAUUAUGGCAUCACAAGUAGGGGCUAACAAAAUGUACCAACGAGAAGAUAUGGCGCAAUGCACUCCAUUUGGCGCUGAUUUGUAUUAGUUUCAUUACUUGUGAUUUAGUUUUGAUGCUUCGCGACGCACCGCUCACAUUAGGUGUAGACAUUGAUCAUUCAUAAAGGACCUUCAUUCAUCUAAGAGUUUCAUUAAUUUAUGUAACCAACAGAAGGAGUGAAUUAUUGCUCUAAUAACUUGAGGUGUAACAGUAUACCUUGUAACAAUGUUCUGGUGCUAAAUGGUGGAGUUAAAUGUGAAACAGCUUUAUAAUAAUUUUACUUUUCGCUCUUUUAAGACAAAUUUUGUAACAUGCAACUCAUUAUUUGUUGGACAUAAGGGCUUUCUUUAAUAUUGUAACAUGAACCGUGCUUGAGGUCAUAAAGGUGCACUCAGUACUUUUUUUUGUGCAUUUUUGAAAAUAUUUUUGUUUAUGAUUUACACUCGCAUGAGAUGAGAACUCUUGUCAUAUCAGUCUUAAAAAAAGCUGAUUUUUUUUUCUGUGUAUGGUGAUGAGUGCACAUUGAGCAUCGCCAUGUUGAGAUCACGUGACCAGCUGAAUAUUACUUGCUUUAUCUCAAUAAUCCACUGUAAUUGUACAUUUUCACUUACAGGAUAAAAUAAUAAUGGAAAACUGCUAAAUUGUACUUUUCCAAUGACAUUGGUAACUAAUGUUAUUUUUGAGUGAUGCUGCACCGCUAGGAGUCAGUUCAACAUAAACAUACAUUUUACUGAGUGCACCUUUAAAUUCUCACAUAUUUCAUCUAUUUCCUUCAAAACAACUUGUUGGUAGUUUGUGAGUUGGUUAUGCAUGGAUCAAGAUAAAUGAUUUGACUGUAACUCUCUGACGUGUACUGUUUAAAAUGCACUUUAUUCUUCACUUCUUCCCACAUGAUCUAAAACCUAGGCCACUAGUUUGAUGAUGGUAAUUGUAAUAUCUCAAGAAUAAUCCAGUAUUUUCAUUAACAACUGAUUGUUCUGCCCAAACAAAACUAUAAGUAUUCAACUUGUGCAUGCAGUAUUCAACAUUGUGAAAUGGGUUUGAGCCAUUUAUGAUUAUAAUUAAAGUGAUAGUUCACCCAAAAAUGAUCAUGCUCUCCUCAAUUACACACCCGUAUGCAUCUCAAACUCGUAUGACUCUUCUGCACCAAGGAUACUGUAUAUGUCUGUUUCUUACCCUGUCAUAUAGCUUUAAAACAUUCUUAACCCAUUGGAUUAAACCACUGCAGUUGUAUGGAUUAUUUUUGUCUUUAUGUUGUUUUGGAGCUUGGAGGUUUUGGAUGUCGUUGACUUGAAUUGUGUGGACAAAAACACCUCAUACAUUCUUCAAAAUAUCUUUGUUUUCCGCAGAAUGAAAAGGAAGUCAUACAAGUUUGAGCGGCAGGAGAGUGAGUAAAUGAGAGUUCAUUUUUGGGUGAACUAUCGCUUUAAUUUCAUUUGAAAAAUGAGCAUAGAAUGAAGGGGAAAAAAUAAUAUUUCUAGAAGAUUUCUUAAAACUUGCUGUCCAUCUUUAUUUUGUUCCCAGCAUCUGUUUCCUUGUUUCACAAAACACAGACUUCAGGAAAUUAUCUGAAGGGAAAAAAAGAAGAAGAAUAGUGUAAAUGGUAAAGGUGAUAAAAUAUUAAAAGAUAAUGCAUUAGGGAACAAUACUGUAUAUCAAUAAUAAUAAGUGGUAUCUGUAAACAAAUUCUGCUAUAUCAUUUCUCAGAACUAACUUAACUGUUUUUUAUUAUUAGUUAUUUUAGCAAUAACUUUUAACCAAAUGGUGUCAUUUUUUAUUUAUUUAUUUUUCUGUUGAGACCACAACCUGAAUGGAUUUGAGUAGGACUAGUAAAAACAAAUCUGAUUUUGUGUUUUAUCAUUGAAAACCUAACAUUUUAUUAUAUUUAUUAUUAUUAUUUUAUGAUUUUGCUUGUGAAGUGUGCCUGUGCUAUUUCUUUACAUAUACGUAAUAAAAUA